Molecule: messenger RNA, 4201 nt
Organism: Linum trigynum
Lineage: Eukaryota; Viridiplantae; Streptophyta; Magnoliopsida; Malpighiales; Linaceae
Source: the annotation of a GenBank genome assembly
UAAGAAUUGGCAUCUAACAGACUUACCUCCUGGCUGCAAAGUCUUAGGUAAUAAAUGGGUUCUAAAAACGAAACGGAAACCUGAUGGUGCAAUCGAAAGGUUUUGAGCUCGCCUAGUAGUUAAGGGCUACAGGCAGAGAGAGAAUAUAGAUUUCUUCGAUACCUAUUCACCAGUAUCUAGAAUAACAUCCAUUUGUGUCAUGAUUGCUCUUGCUGCCUUGAACAAUCUCGUGGUACACCAAAUGGAUGUUAAGACUGCUUUUUUGAACGGUGAUCUAGAUGAAGAAAUCUAUAUGGAACAACUAGAAGGGAUUGUUAUCCCCGAACAUUCCUCGAAAGUCUGUAAGUUAGACAAAUCAUUAUAUAGUUUGAAACAGGCUCCAAAAUAGUGGCAUGAGAAGUUUGACACUCUCUUCCUCUCACAUGGCUUUAAGGUGAAUGAAAGUGACAAGUGUACUUAUUGCAAGUCAGAGAAUAACAGUUGUACUAUCAUAUGUUUGUAUGUAGAUGACAUGUUAAUAUUUGGUACAAAUAUUCAUGUGGUCAAUGAAGCGAAAGCCAUGUUAAAAGAGAGCUUUGAGGUGAAAGAUCUGGGAGAAGCGAAGUUUAUGCUUGGAAUCCAGAUAACUAGAACAACAAAUGGUUAUUCUCUAGAUCAAUCUAGCUACAUAGAGAAGAUCUUGAAGAAAUAUAACUAUUUCGACUGUAAACCUGUGUGUACUCCGUAUGAUGCUAGUGUAAAGCUAUUUAAGAACACUGGAGACAGUGUAAGGCAAUCAGAAUAUGCUAGCAUCAUUGGCAGUCUCCGCUAUGCUGCGGAUUACACUCGACCAAACAUUGCAUAUGUCGUGGGAUUGCUUGGCAGGUUUAACAGCUGUCCUAGUAGAGAGAAUUGGAAUGCUAUAGAGAGGGCCAUGAGAUACCUCAAGAGAACAGCAAACCUUGGUAUACACUAUCAAAGGUUUCCUGCUGUACUAGAAGGUAUAGUGAUGCGGAUUGGAAUACCCUAUCAGAUGACUCCAAGGCAACCAGCGGGUAUGUUUUUAACAUCGCUAGUGGAGCUGUGUCUUGGAAGUCAAAGAAACAAACAAUCCUAGCUCAAUCAACUAUGGAAUCAGAGAUGAUAGCAUUAGCAACGGCUAGUGAAGAAGCAAGUUGGUUGAGAGGAUUGUUGUCAGAGAUUCCCCUAUGGGAAAGGCCGGUCCCUCCGGUAUUGAUCCAUUGUGAUAGUACCGUAACUAUCGCUAAAGUUGAGAACCGGUUCUAUAAUGGAAAGAAACGACAGAUUCGUCGUAAGCACAAUACUGUAAGAGAACUCCUAACGAUAGGAGCAGUGAGGGUGGAUCAUAUAAGAUCCGAACAGAAUCUAACUGAUCCUUUGACGAAAGGAUUACCUAGAGAGAAAGUCCAGAAUACCGCCAAGGGUAUGGGACUUAUGCCUACCGAACCACGGACUACAAGUGAUGGUAACCCGACCCAAUAGAUUGGAGAUCCCAAGAAAUGGGUUCAAUGGGUAAUAACAAGUCAUGAGUAGUAUGCGAAAUGUUCAUGCAUAGUGAAGCAUGAAUCCCAAAGCAAUGGAGGUUGAGUUAAUAACUAUUAAUGAGAUCUAUACCCUAUGUGGGGUGGAGUACUUUACUUUGGGGGUACUCCUGAUAGACUCACCUAUGUGAAUGUGGGAGUGGGGCCGCUCCCUAUGGAACUUUGGAGGCACAAAGUUGCUAGUGCGUUCACUAACCAGGAUAACGUGCAUGGCCAUAAACGCACGGGCUAAGAAGAGAACACCACUUAAAGAAAAGAUCCAGUGUGCUACACUGUCUGAGAUAGGGUCAAGACUACGAAUCACCCUUAUGAAAUCGGAAGUGUAACCACUAAGCUAAGGUUCAAAUCUUCGCGAUACCUUAGCUUAUGCCUGAUCUUAUGGAACUGUUGAUGCUCAGAGAUAGUUUCAAAACUAUUCAAGUGGGGGAUUAUUGGAAAUGUAUGAAUAGCUUUGAAAGCUAUAGAGUCUCAAGUGGAAAAACUACCACAUUGGUAGUUUUACUUGGUGAAAUGUGUAUAAUGAUAGGAGCCUCUCUCCUAAGGGCAUGCCCUUUGGGGUGACCCACUUUUGUGGGAGAGGGAGGACCUAACGGACCACCACACACACACGUGCGCACGCGCCGUCCGUCCGACCAGUCGGUUGAUUGGUUGGUUCACUUGAGACUAUAUAUAUUUUUUUGGAGAAAUUCCGAACGAAAUUAAUUAUCUAAUAAUUAAUUAUUAAUCGGUUAUUCUGAGGAAUAUUCUAAGGAUAAUCGACUAAAAAGGAAUAUUUGAAGGAUAAUCCCGCAUGAUUUAUCUUAACCGACGGUUUUAAUUAAGAAAGUAUUUAUCUUCCUUAAUUAAUCAGACUUAUUCCCCAAGCAAGAGGGUAUAUUCCUAGGGGUUCGGCUCCUAUAAAUAGCCGCCUCCCCAGCCCCUCUAAAUACAUUACAACGAGCAUAAACACAAUAGAGAGAGUGUUCAGAGAGCUCCUGUUUCCACACAAAACCGCGAGUACAAAGAGGAGCUGUUUUAUCCUGGAGACGACCGGUUGAUAGUCUGUCGUGCGCAUCGAGGGCAGUGCCGCGAACGUCUUAAAGAGAGCGACCUAGUCCGCGACUCAGCUCCAGAUUCGGUAACCUCGUUCUUGUUGUUGUUCCGUUCUUAACAGUUAACAUAUGUCAUGAAAUUAAAUUAAUGUUUGAUCAUGAAACUAAACAGAUCUAAUUAUUCAACAAUACAUUCCCACCAUAAACAAAAGAAACAAAAAAAAAACUCAUCGAAAAUCAAUAUUCAACCUUUAAACACUAACUCUCAACUGAACCUUAGACUAACUCCAACCCUAGAGCUAAAAAGCCAUUUACCCAUUUUUAGCUCUUUUUUUGUGCUCCAACCCACAUUAUUUUGGGAGCUAAAAAUGGGUAUUGGUGAAUUGGGAGCCAAAUUUAGUUUCCAAAAAGGUGAAAAAGCCAAAUUUGGCUAGAGGAAAUGGUGGACCCGCGGUGGGUCCUCUUUUUUUUUCUGUGGGAUUUUCUCAUUAGUUGAUUGUGUUGUUUUUUCUUUUUGCUUUUUUUGUGUGGUAUUUUGUCAUUGGUUGAUUGUGUAUGUUGUUUGUUUAAUUGUUUGAAAGAAGAUAUGAAAUGUUAUAUGUUUAAUUGAUAUUUUUUCAUUGGUCCCGAAGUUAACGGUAACAAAAUAAUGACUAAUUUUCCGAAACUUUUUUUUGUCUCGGAAUAAAAAAAAUUACAUCGAAAAUUUUGUUUUCAAAAGUAAUAACUAACUAUAGAAAAUUAAAGUGAAAUAUGAAAAUUAGAGGUCAAAUAAGUAUGUUUUAUUGUAAUAAAUUGAAAAAAAGGUAGGUAGGAAGCUAAAUUUAGCAUUGUGUAGGGUUGGAGUGAAAAUGGGGUUUGAGAAGCUAAAAAGCCAUAUUUGGCUACUUGGGAAGCCAAAUUUGACUUUACGGGUUGAAGUUAGUCUUAGGAGAAAAAAUUCAUAAAUUUUGAACCCCAAGAACCUAAGGAAAUAUGUCUCUAGUAGCCAAUAGAUAUUUUCUUUCACCGUGUAUUCUCAUGCCAAUAAGAAACUAUAUAGUCUAAACUCUAAGCUAUAGAUUAUUAACCAUGUAUUCUCAUGUCAAUUAGAAACUAUAUAGUCUAAACUCUAAACUCUAACCUAUAUAUUCUCAAACUCUUAAUAUUAAAGUUUACACUGUAACAUCACCCGCCCAAAAUAUGUGAAAUGCAACCAUUAAAAUAAUCAUUAGAUUCAACUUAGUGUUAUUUUAGAUUUUGGUAAUUUCGUGUGAUAUUUGCUUCUAACGCUUAGAUAUGUUUAGACGCCUAAAUGAGCUCGGUACUAUACAAGAUCUCAACUCUCAUAUUAUAUAAGACAAACCAAAAGAAACUGCUUUGCAGAAAAUAAAUCUCAAAACAAAUUAAUAACAUUUAAGCACAUGUGGUUAACAUCAUCUUCAAUGGCUCUAUUUCAAAGUGUGCCGCUCUAAACACUAACCUAGUAGAUUAAUUUCAUUAUGUGUUAUCCAAAAAAUUUAACUCCUACAAACGGAUAAUAACUUUGUUUACAUUAAAAUAAAAUUCCUUACAAUGUCGAUAAUUUAUUCACAUACUUGAAAAAUAUCAUGCCCAUUGAUGAUAUGUGAAUAUACCACCAUGAUUCAA